Verruconis gallopava is the source of this 3462-nucleotide messenger RNA. RefSeq lists its product as hypothetical. Bases 1021 to 2841 code for a protein of 606 amino acids. The record is from RefSeq and is a predicted model, not a curated record. NCBI's taxonomy places the organism in Eukaryota, Fungi, Ascomycota, Dothideomycetes, Venturiales, Sympoventuriaceae. The transcript has 3 exons.
CUCACAUCGCUCAACGUGCAGGGCUUUGCACCCGCGCCCCGACUUGCACGCAAAGGCUGGGCAAAACUCAGCGCAUUCGAACAGGCGAACACGAGGUGACAUUUUCUAUUUGUCAACAAGCCUACGAGAUGCAGCUUCAGGCGAACGAAGAUAUAUCGUUAACGCAAUCAAGCACGCGAGAGACAGACCUCCGCAAGGCGACGUCGAAAAAAUCUGUGGUUCAGAGCUUCUACGCUGAGCACUGGACAGGAACCUAGGUAGGUCGCGAUAUGAUAGAUACAGUAUUCGUGAUUUGAGACAAACCCAGCUGCGAGUAGUUCAACAAUCCCGUAACGAGCUUUGGCAGCUUGUCACGUCGAGUGUUUUGUUGUCGACAAGAACGAAAUCCGGAACCGGGCUUUCUCAGACAAAGGCUGCGCUGCAACGGCGCUGCGUCAACGUGUUCGAGGAACUUGGGAACCUUAGAUGUCUCCGUGUCUUGUGAGACAAGGCUGAAGCCGUAGAAUGAAUCGAGAGGUAAAAUUAAAGAACGGGUUGGUGCCGCUGCAAUUGAGGAGCGCGCUACGGCGAGUCCUGCUGGUUGCGACAGAGCAUGCAGCAUUCCACGACCACUUAGGACAGGCGAUAUCAGACGGAGUCCUUGAGACAGCAGCGAAGGCGCGAUCUUUGCUUCCAGAGUCCAAGCAGCCUCGCGCCCAAGCAAUGCGAUGCGUCCUCGACGGGUCAUCAGAACGUGGGCAGCGCACUGGCGCUGGCAGACCCGCCACAAAGUCACCUUCAGCCAAUGCAUUUCGUCAUAGCCAGCAUGCGUGUUUCGAUGCCUUCUUAGCAUUGUUUUCCACAAAAACGAACUGUACCUGCUCGCUGGCCAUGUCAUGAAAGCUUCGAGUCCCGCGUCGUCACAAUGGCGCAGAUUUCUGACUACAUCAUUGUCUCAAGCUCCGUCUUGCUGAGACUGUUCGCCUACAUCUUCUUUCGCUGGAUUCCAGGACACGUAAGUCACCGCGGUCGGAUUCCGAGAUGGGAUGUUUUCUGAGCAAAACUGCACAGCAUUUCCCCCCGCUCAUCUACAGCUUUGCUGCCAUAUACGCUUGGUCUUUCUAUCCAAAGUUCCAGAAGACCGCUCCAUUCACGGUUGUAUCUGACGAAGUGUUCGUUUAUACGCGUACCGCUGAUGCCCCAACACCCCACAACACAGGAAAGACGGAUGGAGAGAAACAAGGAGAAGGAUUAGCGGCAGCCGCGCCUGGGGAGCCGGAGCAGCUCGAGGAGAUUGAUGUUUCCGAACGAGUUGUGCUUAAAGAGCAGGAUUCCCAGUGGUGGCAGACUCUGCUUCUUGGUCUGCCAAGUCCAACUUCGGCCAUCCUCAGUGGCAUCACAUACCUCAUCAACCUGGCGCUUGUCUUGAUGACGCUCGACGCAGUCUAUCGUGGGCCAACGUUCUUCAACGCACAGGAUCUCUCGUUCGCCCGGGUGGGCUAUGUGUCGGAUACAACAGCCAAGAUCCUCGUGCGUGAACCUCGUCAAUCUCAACUUCCAGUCUGGGUUUCGUACCGAUAUGUGGAGCCUCUCGCGGGUUUGGACACAGCCUCAGGAGAUUCAAACUCUGCCUGGAAAUCUGCCGGAUCAAUUGAAUCGCUCCUAUUCAAUGAAGAGACGGACUAUACAGCGAGCAUGACUUUGACGCGUCUAACCCCCGAUACGAGGUAUCAAUACGCUUUGUCCAACAAUCAUACUGGCUACUUCACCACAGCUCCUCCGGUCGGAAAGAUUUCCAAGUGGAACGAUGGAAAGUUCACCUUCCUUCACUCAAGUUGCAUCAAACCUCACUUCCCAUACAGCCCAUUUGACCACCCUCUACAUAUACCAGGAUUCAAAUAUCUCGCCGACUGGAUACCGAAGUUGAAGGCUCAGUUCAUGGUAUUCCUUGGCGAUUUCAUCUAUAUUGACGUUCCACAUCGACAUGGAGCUGAUAGAGAAGCGUAUCGUUCAGAAUACCGAAGAGUCUAUGCGUCUCCGGACUGGCCAUCUGUGUCUGACAAUCUGCCGUGGAUACAUGUUCUUGAUGACCAUGAGAUUGCGAACGACUGGGACAGGAACACAACCGGACUCUAUCAGGCAGCCUCGGAUCCAUGGGAAUUUUACCACGUUUCGGUUAAUCCCCCUGCUGGAAAGGCUGGUCAUACGUGGUUCACCUUCACCCAAGGACCAGCUGCUUUUUUCCUGAUGGAUACAAGACGGUAUAGAACCGUGGAGACUGACGAUCCAAACGGGACCGAGAAGAGUAUGCUUGGGGCUGAGCAGCUGGCCGACUUGAUCAAAUUUUUGCAAGAACCCUCCCCGGUGGGUGUACACUGGAAAGUUGUCGUGUCCUCUGUGCCCUUCACCAAGAAUUGGCGAUUCGGAGGGAAAGACACCUGGGGCGGCUAUCUCGUCGAACGACAGGUCAUCCUAGAGAACAUGUGGAAUGCUGGAGCGAGAGGAAUCGGUGUUAUCGUUUUGAGCGGAGACCGGCACGAGUUUGCAGCAACGGCGUUCCCACCGCCCCCAGGCAGCGUGUAUCCAGCUAGUGCUACGGUGUACGAAUUUAGCACAAGCCCGUUGAACAUGUUCUACUUGCCUGUCAGGACGUACAAGCAAACAGAUGACGAGGAUGUGGCACUCAAAUACUUGCCUGACGGUGGUUCAAAGUUCGGUGCAGUCGAAAUAUCGAAUCCAGAGCAUGGAGAACAGAGCAUUCUCCAUUAUCGAUUAUUCAUUGACGGUUCGGAAGUCUGGACGCAUACCAUACCAUCCCCACCACGUACAUCGGGCGGAUUAUUCGAUAACAGGUGGGCAUAGUACACAGGUUCAAUAGAAGGAUACCAAACAUCGCGAGAAGUAGCCAGCGCCACCUCAAGUGGUGACUGCAUUCUUUGAAUCUUGGAAACAAGUUCUCAAUAACCAUCCUGGAACAAAACAGUCUUGGGGAAAAAAAGCUUGGCUGAUGUGCGAACCAAAAACUAGCCGGUCCUGUCUCAUUUCAGAUGUCAGAAGCAACCUUUGUCAUGAGGUACUGUAAAUCCGAGGAAAGGAGACAUGGCCACUAGUCCUCGAAUGUGACAAUCUGCACCAGCUGUCCAGAACAGGUCCCUCCUCUAGCUCAAUCUGAUCCUUUCUCGGCUCAACCCAAUAAGAUGGCAGCCUUCCAUACAAAUGUAUAAAUAUUCUUCUACUGGCUACUUUGCCUGCAAUGCUUGCGCUUUUUAUGGCCCUACUCACGUGACUAGAUUCGAAAGUGGAGGUUGUGCUUCAUUGUGUAAAACUUGAUCGUUCUUUGUAUUUGACGGCCAUACUGACUGACGAAGGCAAAUUGAGUCUACUUUAAUCGAUUAUCGCGCUUGUUUUAUGCACGUUACGAGAGAAAUUUUGAACGCGAAGCCGUUGUUUGCAAUUUCCCUCCUACUCCGUUUGGACGAUGGA